Molecule: messenger RNA, 2088 nt
Organism: Fusarium fujikuroi IMI 58289
Lineage: Eukaryota; Fungi; Ascomycota; Sordariomycetes; Hypocreales; Nectriaceae
Exons: 2
Coding region: 1-2088 (695 amino acids)
Source: RefSeq, a predicted model, not a curated record
AUGAACAAACCUUGGCGGCUUGACGACAUUGUCACAUGGGCCAUUGAUGACAACCAAAACGAACGCCUGACCUUUGCUCAUAUCCAAGGGCCUCCAGCUUCACGCAAGGCGAUCAGACUACCACGGAAAAUCAUCGAAUCGCCUCGAAUUUUGGACCACCGCCGCACCAUUAUUGUUCAGGUUCUUCCCGACUUCAAGAGGAAUGUAGUGGUUGAAGGUCGAGGGUCUUGGUCACCGAACCAUGAACUCAAGCCAGGCCAACGUCAACCUAAGCUGAAGGUUGAGACAUACCGCGAAUCUGAGACAAUGCCCGACGCAGAGGCAGACCGAAUAAUCUUUCUCAUCGAGGCUGACCCUGACUAUUCGGCGGAAUAUGCCCUAACAUUGGCUACCAUCACGUCAUUCGCCCUACGAAAAACAAGUAUCCAACGUGCAUUGCAUAUAAAGAUUGCAACUGUAUCGUGGGAAAGCAUCCACCCAGUCACGAAACAGCUAUUCCAUCAAUACUCUGGCCUCUUCACGGGUGUUUCCGAAUUCUUGCUUGCAAAAUAUGAACGAGAGCCAGCACAGCCCGUGAUUCUCAAGGAAAUGCCCUCAGAUCUGCUUAAGUAUGGUACAGUGUCCAAUGACUCUGGGACUAUAUGCCUGCGUUUUCGGGACGCAAUGUAUGAUGCUGAGGACCAGGAUGAAGGGAACACGGUGCCAUCGCAAUGGGAUCCUUGGAUCACAAUGAGCACCACAAAUGGGCACUAUACUUCCUUUCCACCAGGUGUGAAAGAGCCCGGACUCAAGCUACAAAUGAUUCACCUGAAUGCAAACGCGAGAAUAGCAGAACUCUUGCCCCCCUCCUACUCUGUCAGCAUUUUUGCGAGUCCUACGGUCAGGCGAGUCAUCUUCGAUCGCCGCUCUCAUCAGCUGUUGCAUACAUUUCUGUGGAUCUCAGAGUCGGAAAAACUUCAGCAGUUGUCAUGGCUUUAUCGAUCUCAGAGUUAUCAUUCUCCCGAUGUUCUGUGCCUUGAUCACUUCACCAAGCAUCGCGCAACAGAACGUCGAAUGAAAAUCCGAAAUGAACACGCCGAAGGGUUCAUGGCUGCCCUCCUAGAUUACACGCAAUGGCCUGCUACCAUUUGGGACUUAUUGAAAAUUGUUCGAAGGAAGGAUGAUGUUUUCGCUCACGUUGGUGAUCGCUUUAUCUUCCAAGGACUUACGCUGAGUCAGCAAGAUAGACCCAAAUUACCACCAAGAUUAAAUAACGGCCGCGCAUUCUAUUCUCUUUUGCCACAAAUCGAUUACGACUCGCGUAUCGCCUAUUUCCUCACUCUGGAAUCAAGCCCCUUGAUCGCCAUGAUGAGAGUACGCUUUGCCGCGCUGUUAAUGUCGGGAAAUGAAUCCCUGGAACUGCUCCAUAUUCAGAGGCUUGACUCGGGAACUAAGACAGCCAUACAAGAAUGCUUAAAAGGAUGUUCUCUGGUAUGCGACCCCGGCUCCUGGGUACAUCUCAGCACUCUAUGGGCAACCGCAGGCCUAGCGAGUAUGAUUGUUGCCGACGACGGCGAGGAUCGUGCCAUGACCCCUUUAGCUGAUGGUAGCAUUCGGGUUGUCACACUUGCAUCCGCAUUUUUGUCGCAUUUCAGUCAGGCCCUCGACAGAAUCUUACGCGCGAACGGAAUGGAAGUAACGGAAUUGGCCACCUUUCGGGAAUCUGUGAAUUACGAAAACUACAAGCAGAUAUCCCGAGACCUGCUGCGCGUAUAUUCACAUCAAGUGGCUUUUACAUCAAAGCCCAGAAGGAAAUUGAAAGAGGGAGAGUUGCCCUUGCUAAACGACUUUAUGACCAAGAAAAUUUUCAACCCCAACCUAAAUCUUGCAGUGAUCGAUUGGGACUACCUCUUCACUCAAGAAAAGACGGUAUAUGGUGUGUAUACGCAUUUGAAGCGUUUGGGAAACGGGGGGACCACUGUCUGUAACUGGACUUGGAUUCCCAGUGGAGUAUGGAACGAAUUCCAAGGAGAAAUGGAAAAGGUUCGCAAGAUGAAGGGGCGUAGGGAUGAGAAGAAUAGCGAUGAGUUUUGGCAAACUAGAUUUUGA